GGGCCUGAUGGAACAAGCCUGUAAUCCCAGUGAUUCAGGUGGCCGAGGCAGGAGAAUGACAAUGCCAAGGCCCGCCAAGCUCUAGAAAGUUCCAGACCCUGGCUGUUUCUUAAUCCGGAAGGUAAGCAGUAAUCCAUGGGUCUCACGUGGCUCCUGCUUGCUCCAUCACAGGCCUCUCUCCUUGCAACAGGUGCAGGUGAGAUUCCCAAAGGUCUGGGAGGGGUGGAGGCAGGAAGCCGCUGAGCCUAGAAAGCCGGCUGGGGUUAGGCCGGGUGCAGAGGCCAGAGGAUGGGUGAUCCGCUGCUGGAACGCACCAGAAGGCUGCUGACUGACUACUUGACGUUCUGUGCGCGGGAGCCGGGCACCCCCGAGCCGCCGCCCGGGUCGACCGAGGCGGCCUUGCUGCGCUCUGUGGCAGGUGAAAUCCAAGAGCACUACCAGGAAUUCUUCUCCUCCUUCCUGGGCUACCAGGGCAACCGCCUGGAGCUGGUGACACGGAUGGUGAAUGUGGUGCUCUCCGAUACCAUCAACUGGGGCCGCCUGGUGUUGGUCUUGACCUUCGCGGGGACGCUUCUGAAUCAAGGCCCUUGCAAGGCUACCAAGCAGAAGAAGAGUGGUCGGGGGAAUCAAUCCCAUGUGACCCGAGACUGCCAGCUCAUAGUGGACUUUCUGUGCAGUCGGAUCCUGGGACAGCAUCGUUCCUGGCUGGAGGCUCAGGGUGGCUGGGAUGGCUUUUGCGACUUCUUCAAGAGCCCCUUUCCACUCUGUUUUUGGAGACUGGUGAUCAAGAUUCUUCUGUACUGCAUCAUUGCAACAGCCACCCUGUAUGUCUGGAAACAAUUUAGGUUUUAAAAUUGUAAAACGAUUUUACCUGCCUACCUGUGAUCCUCUAAGGGACAAUUUUAGAUGGCUGGAUAAGAACUGAAGAAAUCCUCCUGCCUAGAAACAUUUUAACCUGCAUGCUACAUGGAGUCCCGGGGUUGUGAUGGAGCCAGUAUUUGGAGAGGGCCUGAGUGGCUCUUCACUAAGUGGGGAAUGGUCUUACUUCAAAGAACUCCAGAAGGAACUACAUCCACUCACUAAAGUGCGGCUGUCUGCGUUUGGCUAUAAGCACGCCAGAGCCUCUCCCGUCUGUUCUGGGGUUCUUGAGCUGCCGAUGUUCAAUAACCAGGGUUCCAGGGCAGAGACUCCCAAAGCGCCAAAACCCCAGAGCGAUGAGGAAUGCCAAUAGGAAACCUCAAGGACUCCUCGGAAACCUAGAUCUUUCUGUGCCUAAUUCCCGGGA
Messenger RNA from Peromyscus leucopus (white-footed mouse), 1285 nucleotides. RefSeq names its product BCL2 like 10 (gene Bcl2l10). Gene Ontology annotation, molecular function: protein heterodimerization activity; protein homodimerization activity. The record is from RefSeq and is a predicted model, not a curated record. The transcript is spliced from 2 exons. Gene Ontology annotation, cellular component: mitochondrial outer membrane. Lineage: Eukaryota; Metazoa; Chordata; Mammalia; Rodentia; Cricetidae. The coding region runs from base 289 to 852 and encodes 187 amino acids. Gene Ontology annotation, biological process: extrinsic apoptotic signaling pathway in absence of ligand; regulation of apoptotic process; intrinsic apoptotic signaling pathway in response to DNA damage.